GAUCGCACAAGAAAAUAUAUAAUAUAAUUUAUUCAAAUAAACAAAUAUAUUUUUUUUUAUAAAGUAUUUUUUUUUCUGAUUUACAAAAAAUAAAAUGCGGUAUUAUUUCUACUAGAAUUUACAUGUUUACUUUUUUUAUACUAAUUUAUCACAGUUACUUUUAUGUUGAAUAAUUAAAGUUGUAGUGCGAGUGUCUGAAGAUUGAGGUUAAAAAAAAAAAUAGAACCAAGUGAACAUAACUUUAUUUGAAAUAUAAUUACCAAAAUGGCAAUACCAAAAAAAGACGUAGUGUUACCUAAAGAAAUUCCACCACUCCUAGUGGACAUGCAUGCUAAUUACAUCAUUUCAUACAGCGCAGAUAAAGAUGACUAUACAUUCGUCAUGACAGAACACUUGAGAAUGUCGGGAAUCUACUGGGGCCUGACAGCCCUCGACCUGGUAGACCGGCUAGACGAAAUGGACAAAAAUGAAAUAUUCGAAUUUAUAAAACAGUGCCAGCACGAUUGCGGUGGAAUAGGUCCGAGCAUAAAACACGAUCCUCAUCUGCUGUACACCUUAAGUGCCAUUCAAAUCCUCUGCAUGUAUGACGCACUAGAUGUCAUUGACACUGACAAAGUAGUUAAAUAUGUAAAAGAGCGCCAGCAACCGGACGGUAGUUUCGCUGGCGAUAUCUGGGGUGAAAUAGACACCAGGUUUUCAUUCUGUGCUGUUGCUACAUUGUCUUUGCUGGGACAAUUAGAUGCUAUUGAUGUAGACAAAGCUGUUGAAUUCAUUGAAAGUUGUAUGAAUUUUGAUGGUGGGUUCGGUUCUAAACCUGGAUCUGAAAGUCAUGCUGGUUUAAUUUAUUGUUGUUUAGGAUUUUUAUCAAUUACAGACAGACUUGACUUAGUAGAUGUCGAUAAACUAGGAUGGUGGCUGUGCGAACGUCAGUUACCAUCCGGUGGCUUGAAUGGCCGGCCAGAAAAAUUACCCGACGUAUGUUAUUCUUGGUGGGUGCUAUCUUCUUUGACGAUUCUCGGCCGCUUACACUGGAUUGAUAAAAACAAACUGGUUGAAUUCAUUCUUGCUUGUCAAGACACUGAGACCGGUGGCUUUAGCGAUCGACCCGGUGAUAUGGUCGAUCCAUUCCACACUUUGUUCGGUCUAGGCGCAAUAUCUCUCCUGGAAGCUGAUCCGCGCGUCAAACCAAUAAAUCCUGUUUACUGUAUGCCUGAAUAUGUUAUCGAGAGAAUGGGCAUCAAGCCCACGAUUCUCCUGAGAUAAAUAAAAAUUUUAACUCUAUUAAUUACUAAAUUAUUUCUCAAAAAUUAUAAUUAAAUUGUAGUUUUAUAAAAUGCACAAUUUCAAAUUUAAAUAUACAUUUUUUUU
This is a messenger RNA of Microplitis mediator, 1368 nucleotides long. It is a transcript of the gene betaggt-II, whose product is annotated as geranylgeranyl transferase type-2 subunit beta. The coding region runs from base 265 to 1263 and encodes 332 amino acids. Gene Ontology annotation, cellular component: Rab-protein geranylgeranyltransferase complex. Gene Ontology annotation, molecular function: Rab geranylgeranyltransferase activity. Gene Ontology annotation, biological process: protein geranylgeranylation. The transcript has 6 exons. NCBI's taxonomy places the organism in Eukaryota, Metazoa, Arthropoda, Insecta, Hymenoptera, Braconidae. The record is from RefSeq and is a predicted model, not a curated record.